AUGCCCUGUGCGACAACUGCCAUCGCAGAUAUCGAGCGUUUCUUGGCGUCUAUCAUUUUUUAUCCGAGGACUCUGAAUCAGUACGUGUUCGCGUAUGGGGAGCACGUCAUACAACAGCGGUACUAUGUUGUUCUUGCGCAUGAAAUCACGGGUGAAGAUGUUCCCGUCAUUCGAGUGACGAAGGAGCAAGUGCUGGAUCUGGCGCAUCAGCCGGAAAUGGAGUCGUUCAUGGUCUGGCAGAAGGUUAUUGUGCAGUAUCUGUACAAUAACUGGUGCAAGGGGGAUAAUGAGGCUUCAUAUGCGAAGUAUUUGGGAUACUUGGAUGCGCGUGAGCUCUGUCCCGAGCUGGAGGGAAAUGCUUUGCGGCUCAUGUUGGUGACGGCAUGGUUUUUGCUCAAAUAUGAUGUACGCUAUUAA
Messenger RNA from Aspergillus steynii IBT 23096, 417 nucleotides. RefSeq lists its product as uncharacterized. The coding region runs from base 1 to 417 and encodes 138 amino acids. NCBI's taxonomy places the organism in Eukaryota, Fungi, Ascomycota, Eurotiomycetes, Eurotiales, Aspergillaceae. The record is from RefSeq and is a predicted model, not a curated record. The transcript has 2 exons.